UCUCUGUGUCGCCUGUUGAUGACGCACCGGAUACCGUGUCACCAGCAAGUUGAGCAGCUUGUUCUCUUCAGCCGUCAGCCAGCCUGGCUCAGCUGCUGCCACCUGCGGCUCUCCGCUGCUCUUGUUGGGGGUAGGAAAGGCAGAACGCCGGAGAGCUCCGUGGUUCUCUGUAGAGUUGGAGUCUGUGAGCUUGUCGCACUUUGAGAAGUUUUUUCCUGGUGGAACCUGACAACAGUGCGUCUCCUGCCCUGGUAGCAGACCGCGGGAAAAUGUCGUUACUUCCUGUCUAAUGAAGUGUUGGCGCGACUUUGGUCUUGGAAAUAUCAACAAGGCAAAGUGGAAAACUCAGGUUCUCACCAAGAAGCAGAGCAGAUUGAAAGAAUGGAAACAUUUGAUGCCUCUGACUCGGUGGACCCCGGGCUUGAUGAAGACUCUGUGGAUAUCUAUGAAGGCCUGGAUGCUGCUGGGGUUGGCAGCAACACUGAAAAGUGGCCUUCUGUUGGUUCUGGGCUGAAAGACUCACUGGAUCUUUAUGAGGAUAUAGUGGCUGAGGAACAGAACAACAGGGAGACAUCAUACACCGAGUUAAAAUGCAGAUUUGAAGCAGCCCAACAUCAAAUCAAAGAGUUGCACAGAAGACUACAGCAGAUGGAAACACAGAAUACUGGGUUGAGCAGUGAGAACAAUCGUCUUAAGAAGAACAUCUCUGCACUUUUACGAACAGCAAGGCAAGAAAUUGUUCGGAAAGAUGCUGAGAUCAAGCAGCUGACUCAGCAGGUCCAAAGAUUUCAUCAUCAUCAUCAGCCUCGGAUAAAACAAGCCCAGGAUUCACCUUCAUCUUUUCAAGCCUCCUCCAGCUGUUCCUCAACAAGAACACUUUCACCACCUUCUUCUCGUCCUCUUGUUCUUCCUCCUCCUCCUAAUCCUCCUCCUCAUUUUGCUCCUCCUAUUAGUUCCCAGUUUGAGGAGGAGCCUCCUCCAGCAGAUGCUCCUCAACCUACCUCAAAGGAAACUUGUCAUUUCAGCAGAUCCAUGAAGUCCUCAACUCAUAAUUGCUCAAAAAGACAUGAAACAGCUGAAAAACUGCCUGGAGUAGACGGGUGCACUUCCAGAGAUAGAGAGGUCAAAGGUCAAAGUUAUAAACUGUCUGAAUCAGCAGAAAGGAGGCUUAGAGACUGUUCCCAUCAUAACAAGGAGUCUGAGCAAAAGCAAGCUUACAAAGAAGACAAAGACACUAGAAAGGGGUUUGACUCCCAGUCUCACAAAAAUAAGAAAUACCAAAAUGUUGGGAGACACUGCCGAUCAGACGGAGCUAAAACUUCUUCACAAGAACAUUUUCACUCUGCAGCUUCCUCUGAACACAGAAGAGAAGGCAGGAAAAUUCAGAGAACAGAUAAAGCCAGCUCCAUAGAGCAUGCUAAAGUUUCUGGUCAGCAGUCGGUAGGGAGCUGCAGCUCAGAGUCCAGAAAAAUCCCCAGAUGUCACAAAUAUGAUAAUUGGUCCAGUCCAAAGAACAAGAGAAGCUCCUCUCCAAAUCAGUCCACAAAACGCUGCGGUGAUGGCAGUAGAGAACGGGAAAGGAGCAGACAGAGAGACCGUCAGAGAAGUGUGGACAGAAGGUGUGAGGAUGAAAUCAGGAGCAGGCAUCACAGAAGAAGCAGUCAGAAAGAGAGCAGCAGAGACUGGGAGAAACACAGAGAUAAACUGACGGGGAGGGCUGAUGAAUCCAAGGAAGGACGACGGGAAACGAAACCUAGAGAUGUGAAAAGAUCCUCUGAAGAACCCAGCCCAGAAGCAAAUACUUCUAUAAACGACAACUCAAACAGGAAGUUGUGUUUUAUGGAAACACUGAAUCUAACUCUUUCACCAAUCAAAAAGUACACGGCGCCCAGAGAUAGCAGCCUAGAGGAACCGCUAAGACUAGAGGGUGAUGUUGAUGAAAACUCCCAGCCUAACCUAGACAACAUGUGUGUCAUUGAUGAGGUAGAUGGGGGUGAGCUAGGAUCAGAACCAGGACCAGGACAUGCUGCAGAGCAAGCCUUGGAGGAGUUCAAAGCGCCACUUAACCAGACGUCCAACAUGGAAGAUGGCAACAAUGGAGGUGAAUCUCAAGGGAGACCCCUGGCUGCCCUCAUUAGCUCCCUCUGGAGGCCACCCCAGGGUCCAGCAGACACAACCAAAGACUUGAAACAUCCCGAGGAACUGCUGGAGCUGAUCUCCAACAGCUGGAUAACUGAAAGAGGUCAGCUGGAGGUCACAAAGAGCUCCCAGCCCAACAACACACCUCCACAAAUCCUGGCGCAACAUAGUAGCUCUGAAGCACUGACCUCUGAGGUUCAUCAAGCUGCAGCUGCAGCUGAACAUGAACAUACAGCUGCUGAUGAACAUGCUGCAGCUGAACAUGAACAUACAGCUGCUGAUGAACAUGCUGCAGCUGAACAUGAACAUACAGCUGCUGAUGAACAUGCUGCAGCUGAACAUGAACAUGCUGCAGCUGAUUCGGGUGAAGCUCCUGCUCCAGCUAGGCUCUCCCAGAGUACAGUCAGUGAAGCUGCAGCUUCAGCUCAGCCAGACGACACACACGGUACUGAAGAGGUAUAUGAGGAAGCCAGACUCAGAGAUGGGUGGGGUCACCAGGCUGCAUCCCCUGGUACCAGCCAACCGUCUUCUACCAGUGUUACCAUGGACAACCAUCCUAUUGGCCAACCACAAAGCUCUAAAGACUUGGAUUCAGUGUCUAGCACUAUCUGUCUGACCUCACUUCCUCAGAAGGGGCUGAGUCUGACCGAGGAUAUUUGUGCGAUGACCCAGAUAGACACAGACCCCAGGACCUCCAGCCCCCAGCCUAGCUCCUCUGUAGACUGCAUUGGGGUAUCCAAGGUCAGCAGUACCACAGAGGAGCUCAGCCCCGCUACAAUUACCCCUAAGAAGUUUUGCAGCCAGGACUGUAAAAAAGAGCUGUCCAGUUUUGUGGUCCUGUCUCAUGAUGAAGACUCCAUGAUGCACACCCUGAGCAACCUGAAGAGGAUUCCUGAGGUCAUCAGCCCCCUGAGGAGCCCGGCACAGACAGCCAAGAGAGGUGUCCUCCAUGUCCACAGCAAGCUGGGACAUGUGAAGAGUCUUCAGAAAGAUUUUUUCACCUCUGCUGCUGAGACCAACUUGAUGAAGUUGGAUGUUAAUAAGGAGAACAAAUAUCCAGGUUCUCCUGCUAACCGAGGAGCACAGGACAUGGUGAACAUGGAGUCGGAGCAGAUUUCAAGUCCUUUUGACACCGAACUGGAAGAAGGAGAAAUUUUAAGCGAGAGUGAUGAGGCGACUUCUAGUUCUCCUGUUCCUGCCACCAAGAGGGCAAAGUUAAUGGAACCAGUCAGGAAUAAACCCAGCCUCCAGUCAUCUUCAAGAAAAAAAUCUGAAGAACGGCGGGUUGCUUCUAAAGAACCUCUUGAUUCAGCUGCUGUCUCAACGCAAAGUCCCAGGAGUCGUUUUAAAACCGUUUGCCCAUCAGCAAGCAAAGCAUCUUUUUCGACUGUAGAGGAAAUAAUGGAAACAUUCAAGAUGGUUCGCACGGAGAUGCGGAAAAAAUACAUGAAGCUUCAUAAAACCUUUCCUAAAAAAAGCUUUUGGGGUGUGAUGGAUAAUUUCCAGAAGUCUUUUUUAGAGUUUGUGGAUGGUGCUCACUUUGGCCAGAUAUGCAGGGAUGCCGAGGAGCUGAAGUCCAAGCUGAGGAAACUAAUUACGUCUGUGUUUAGCAAAGUGCUUAAUAAUGGCAUAGUGAAACGCAUUUUUGAACAGCAAGCAGUCAAUCUAAAGCAAAAGUUGUGGGACUUUGUAGAUGUCCAAGUGGACUACUUGCUCAUGGACAUCCAGACAACACUGAAGAGUCUCUGCCAAGCUGUCUGGACUCCCACUGAAGACAAGAGGCCCGGUGGACAGGGGACCAAGCCUCAGCAGGCUCCAGUGAAGAAGCCGCUGUGUAAACAGAACAAGUCCCACCCCCCCAACCCCAGCCUGGGCCAGACCAAGUCAUGUGCAGUAGUCCCUUACAGAACCGGACUAGGCAGCAGAGGUAAAGACAUCCGUAUGUCAUACACAGAAAAAGAUGGCGCCACUCAUAUACAUCCUCCAGGACGCAUAAACACACAAACUACGGUCAACUUCCUGUCCGACAGCAACGCUGCCUCUUCUCCAGACAAAACUAAGAUGGUGAUCCCUCAGAACGGCUCUGUGAUCGAUAGAACAGACUUUGAGCUGCUUACUGAGCAACAAGCGUCCAGUUUGACAUUCAAUUUGGUCAGAGACUCUCAGAUGGGAGAAAUAUUCAAGUGUCUUCUCCAAGGAUCAGACUUGUUAGAAAGCACAGGGAUGUGUGGAGACAACACUGCCUGGGCUGUUGGGACCCCAAGGAAGGAUGGAGAGAGAUUUCUCAACUUUGCCACACCAUCAAAGGUCCUCUCGCCAUCCAAGUCUGAUACUUCAGCUAGACUCAUUGCUACCUGGUCCAGUAUUUCACCCAGACAGAGGUCAUCCCCAUGCACCAAAACCCCCAUACCCCUCCACCCAGCCUUGUUUGAUGAAAGUUGCCUCCUGGAGGUUCCGUCUGGAAACAGAGCGCUGCUGCAGGGCAGCUUGGCAGCAGAGAAAUACUCCAUUUUAGCUGAAGAUCUGGCUGUCUCCCUGACGAUUCCAUCUCCUCUUAAAUCUGACAGCCAUCUCAGCUUCCUCCAGCCAGCAGGCGUUGGGAUCCAUGUGGUAUCCACCCCAGACAGCGUUAUCAGCGCACACAUAAGUGAGGAUGCUCUGCUGGAUGGGGAAGACGCUACAGAGCAGGAUAUCCACCUGGCCCUGGACAACUCCAGCUGCAGCUCCAGAGACAGCACCGCCUCCCAAACGCCUGGGAGCACUCUGUUCUUCAAGCCUGACGUUCCUAUGCAGGCACUGGUGAUGGAGAAGUCCAAUGAUCACUUCAUCGUAAAGAUUCGACAGAUGAAUGUGUCUGCAGAAGGCACACUAAUUGCUGGAGAGCCAUUUAGCCAAACACUGAUAGAAAAGAAUCAGCAACACGAAGAAGAUGAUGCCCAGGAACGUCUGAAGGUUGCUGGUCAGACAGAGAAAAAGCUCUGUGUCACUGGAAACCCAACCUCUGGAUCACACACCCAAGGACAGAGACAGACUCCAGGAAUCAAUCCAUCCAACCCAAGACAAGACACUUCUACCCAGUCUGGGAAAACCACUCGUGAAACGGAUCCAUCAGAUCCUAGUUCAAACACCAGUUCACCAACUUUCCACAGUUCACUAGUCCCAGAUCCCAGUAGGACACAGCUCCAAGUAGAGGCAACUCCACCCAAAUUAUUCCCACUCCAGUCCCAGAAGCAAACCAGUCCCCCCAGUGUCACUUUAAGCCCAAACAUUACAGCAUCAAAGACACUGUUCUAUGACUCGGGCAGAGAGGAGACCACGGUGUCUGAGUCAGAAAAGAGUCUCACCAUCGACACAAGCAGCUCAUCAGAGAAAACCUCCAGGGACUGUGAACAGCUCCGGAAACGGAAAAGACGGCAGGAGAAGCUGAAAGCCAAAAGAUGUAAAAAUGAGGACAAGAGUCUGCAGGAGGUUUCUCCAUCCAGGAAGAAUGACGAGGAGUUGAAACCUUCCCCAGCAGCUCUGUCCCCAAGCAGCCUGUCUGCCAAGAACAUCAUCAGGAAGAAGGGCGAGGUGGUGAUGGCAUGGACCAGAGAUGAAGAUAGAGCCAUUCUGAUGUUCCUGAAGACCAAAAGAGCUUCACGGGAAACGUUCUCCACACUGUCUGAGAAACUAAACAAGCCGUCAGGCCAGAUUGCUCACAGGUUUUACCAGCUCAUGAAGCUUUUUAAGAAGCAGGGGAAGAUGGACAUGUGAUUGUCCCAGUCUAUGGACAUGGAGGGAGAUCUCACCCACCUCAAUACAAUUGAACUCUAAAUGGAAAGUUCUGGAGAGUCCUGAAGAGUUGGUUCAACACUAAUGCUACGGUCCAUGGACUUCAUUUUCAAACGAAGCAUAAUCGCUUCUUAUUGAGGGAUUUUUUUCUCUGUUGAGCUGAUUCACGGCUAAUUAAAACAGAAAGCUAAAGGAUGUCUGAUUUUUUGAUUCACUGUCUGGAAAUGGUUUUACUUUUGUGUUCAUUUUUAACCAACUGAGACAGUUUUUUGUUUUAAGCUCCUCUUACUGAAAAUCCAUGACAUUAUAUGCAUAUUCCUUUUUCAGUAUCAAUUUGUACAGUAAUCAAAAACAUCUCAGGAGUAUGUUUUCUAACUGACAGCUGGAAAAUGUCCGUCUUCAGACUUGAAGUUAGUUUCCAGCUCAGGAAAGUUCCAUGCUUUCCUGUUAGUGGAUCCCCUCUGGAAACUUGAAGGAUCACUCAGCAAUAACUCAUCUGCUGUCAAACAGAUGGAUAUGGUCAUUAUUGCAAACAAUCUUUGUGUGAUGCUGGUCAACUGGCAUUGGUGUUUCUAAUGAAAAUGUUUACAUGUCCAAUCAAGGCAGCAGAGAAGUAUUAAAUGACUCAGAUCAGCAGACUGUUCACACUGUCUGUGCCUUGGUGGAAUCUAGUUGAAAUCAUCUGAUUAUAUAAAUCAAAAUAGAAUGCAUUAUUAUUCUUCAUGCUGUACAUGUCUUUUUCUGAAAAUAAAGUUUUAUUUAUUUA
Molecule: messenger RNA, 6676 nt
Organism: Gambusia affinis (western mosquitofish)
Lineage: Eukaryota; Metazoa; Chordata; Actinopteri; Cyprinodontiformes; Poeciliidae
Gene: casp8ap2
Product: caspase 8 associated protein 2
Exons: 10
Coding region: 382-5892 (1836 amino acids)
Biological process (GO): extrinsic apoptotic signaling pathway via death domain receptors; Fas signaling pathway
Cellular component (GO): mitochondrion; PML body
Molecular function (GO): transcription corepressor activity
Source: RefSeq, a predicted model, not a curated record